Entrophospora sp. SA101 is the source of this 483-nucleotide messenger RNA. Lineage: Eukaryota; Fungi; Glomeromycota; Glomeromycetes; Entrophosporales; Entrophosporaceae. The record is from the annotation of a GenBank genome assembly.
AUGGGAAAAGUUAUUGAACAAAGUAUAAGUGAAUUUCUUGAAUCAAAAUUUGAUGGAUUCAAAAUUCAAAAAUUUUCCGAUAAAGAUCUUGAAAAUUUCAGUUUUAACAAUUCCAAAAUAUACGGAAACGUUGAAAUUGCCACAUUAAAGAAAAAUAAUUCUACCGUCGUGUUAAAACCAAUCAAUGUUGCCAAUAUUCGUUUCGAAGUUGAUGAGAUUAAAUUAAUGUGGGAGGCAGGUUCCGAUAAAUCCACAUUAAAAUUACACGGUGUUUAUAAAGAUGCAAGUAAAGAUGAAUAUUAUCUCGUAUUGGAAUAUAUUAAUUGUGUGACCCUUACUCAAUACUUGCAAAAUAAUUUUAAAACUUUGGAUUGGAAUAAAAAAAUUAAAAUCGCAUUAGAUAUUUCAAACGAACUUAUUUAUUUAUUUCUUAAGCAAGUAGAAGUACUCCCAAAAGAUCCGCGUGCAAUGAAUUUAUUCUAA